This is a messenger RNA of Daphnia magna, 3836 nucleotides long. RefSeq names its product E3 ubiquitin-protein ligase SMURF1 (gene Smurf). The coding region runs from base 240 to 2789 and encodes 849 amino acids. The record is from RefSeq and is a predicted model, not a curated record. Gene Ontology annotation, molecular function: ubiquitin protein ligase activity; protein binding. The transcript is spliced from 12 exons. Lineage: Eukaryota; Metazoa; Arthropoda; Branchiopoda; Diplostraca; Daphniidae. Gene Ontology annotation, biological process: ubiquitin-dependent protein catabolic process; negative regulation of BMP signaling pathway.
UUAUCCAGUAGAGGGCCAAUCAUGGACUUUUUACAUUUAGCUGACAUGGCUGCCUGAAAAAGUGUAUUGAGUCCCGUUUGGACUGCAAAACAAUUGACAAAGGAUUUUGUUCUUGUUAUAAUUUGUUUCUUACUUGAAGGCAUGUUUAAGCCACACGUGACUUUUAUUUUCCUCGAUGUUUGAAGUGUAAUCUCAAUUCUGUGUUACGAUUGGGAGGAGAGUUUGCCUGUUCACCAGCAAUGUCCCACACAGGGAUCAAUAGGAGAAAUGGGGCCAUUAAGAUUCGACUCACAAUACUGUGCGCCAAGAAUCUCGCAAAGAAGGAUCUCUUCCGUUUGCCUGACCCGUUUGCCAAAGUCAGUGUGGAGGGAUCUGGUCAGUGUCACAGCACAGACACCUGCAAGUCUUCAUUGGACCCCAAAUGGAACCAGCAUUUUGACCUAUAUAUUGGCAAGUCAGAUGCUAUAACCAUCAGUGUUUGGAAUCACAAGAAAAUUCACAAGAAGGAAGGUGGAGGAUUUCUUGGUUGUGUUCGAAUCAUGUCCAAUGCCAUUCAACGUCUGAAAGAUACUGGAUAUCAACGACUUGACUUGACGCGCGCGAAUGCAAACGACACCGAUCAAGUGAAGGGACAAAUUGUUAUAUCUUUGUUGUCGCGGGAACAGCACAAUUCUUCUAGCUGCCACGACAACAGUGCAAGCCCUGUCGUUCAAACGGUCGUGGAUGCUUUGGGAAACGUCGCAAGCCCUGCAUUACCUGCAGGCAUCCAAGACGCUGCCACGGUUUCGGUCACCGCUCCGCUUCCGCAGGGUUGGGAGGAAAGAAGAACAUCCAGUGGUCGUAGAUAUUACGUUAAUCCGGAAUCAAGAAGUAGUCAAUGGACCAGGCCCAUCGUUGAGAGUAGUAAUGGUGCUCAGGCUAGUAGUAGCUCAGUUGCGACCAGCACUGGCCGAGAGAGCAGACGCAGUCAUAGUAGUAGAGAACGAGAUAAGCGACAUCCUGCCGUUCCCGUUCAACAAAGUCACAGUCUGGAUGCAGUGUCGUCGUCUAACCCCUCCGGAUCAUCUUUCCGAAGACGAUCUGUCCGCAACCGACAACAGCAACAACAAUCUUCGCAACAACAACCGCCAACGCAACAACAACCACCAACGCAGCAGCAGCAGCAGCAAGCAAGACGACCCUUAGCCAGUGAUCUACCGGAUGGCUACGAAAUGCGCAAAACCGGCCAAGGUCAGGUAUACUUCUAUCACGUGACCACAGGCAUAAGUACGUGGUAUGAUCCGCGAAUCCCGCGGGAUCUCCGCGAUCUUCCCAUGCCCGGCGCUCUGCCCCCCGGAUGGGAAAUGCGUCAUACUCCUUCGGGCAGAAUUUACUUCGUGGACCACAAUAACCGGACGACGCAAUUUACGGACCCGCGUUUGUCUACGGGACUAGCCUUGCAAAACCUUCUCAAUCUUCAUCGAUCAGACCAUCGUGCAGCCCCAUUGCCACCUCAACCUUCUCUACCACCUCCCAACACCGUAGCCACAUCGGAGAGCGGUGCCUGCGCGGCACCUGUAGCGAAUUCGAGCUUCUCACCCCCGCCGAUUGCCACCCCGCUGCCAGAUGAGAAACAAGAAGAGGCUUUGCCGCGCUACAAGCGUGACCUAGUCGCCAAGAUAAAAAUUUUACGAACGGAAUUGCAGACGAUGCAACCGCAAUCCGGGCACUGCCGGCUAGAAGUAUCUCGCACUGAAAUUUUUGAGGAAUCGUAUCGGAGCAUCAUGAAAUUACGGCCAAAAGAUCUACGUAAAAGGCUGAUGGUCAAAUUCCGCGGCGAAGAGGGUCUAGAUUAUGGCGGUGUUGCGCGUGAGUGGCUUCAUCUCCUCUCGCAACAGAUGCUCAACCCGUACUAUGGUCUGUUCUGUUAUUCGCGCGAAGAUAACUAUACGUUGCACGUCAACCCAGACAGCAGCGUCAAUCCGGAGCACUUGUCCUACUUCCACUUUGUCGGACGUAUCAUGGGCUUAGCCGUCUUCCAUGGACAUCAUUUAGAUGGUGGUUUCACGUUACCCUUUUACAAAAUGCUUCUCAACAAACCCAUCGUUCUGGAUGACAUCACUCACGUCGAUCCCGAGCUGCACCGCUCCUUGACUUGGAUGCUUGAAAGUGACAUAACCGGAGUUAUUGACACGACUUUCUCGGUUGAACACAAUGCUUACGGUGCCAUUCAAGUCCACGACCUCAAGCCCGACGGCCGUGAUUUGAUCGUCUCCGAGGAGAACAAACGGGAAUACGUGCGGUUAUAUGUGUCUUACCGUUUUAUGAGGGGAAUCGAACAACAGUUUCUCUCGCUUCAAAAAGGCUUUCACGAACUGAUUCCGGCCAACCUGCUCCGACCGUUCGAUGAGCGGGAACUAGAACUUCUCAUUGGUGGCAUUUGCAAGAUAGACACGGCCGAUUGGCAGGCCAAUACUCGACUCAAGCACUGUACUGCCGAAACGCCCGUCGUCCAGUGGUUCUGGCAGAUAGUUGAGUCCUACAGCGAAGAACUAAGGGCCAGAUUGUUGCAGUUUGUUACCGGAUCAUCGCGAGUGCCUCUACAAGGAUUCAAAGCCCUUCAAGGUUCGACUGGGGCUUCCGGUCCUCGCCUCUUCACCAUCCACCUGAUAGACGCUCCUUGUGAGAACCUACCCAAGGCGCACACAUGCUUCAAUCGGCUGGACCUGCCACCCUACCCGUCCUAUGAAAAGAUGCAUGAAAAGCUGACGCAGGCCGUUGAAGAGACGUGCGGCUUUGCCGUCGAGUGAUGAUUUUUUUUUUUUCCCCUCUCUCUGAGUCGGCUUUAAAUAUAAAAUAUUGUUUGUUUAUCCCUCCCACAUACUCUCGCCCUCCAUUUUUUUUUUGUGUGUGUUUUGGAAUUCUUUCUUGCUCCCCCCCAUUUAAAAGAAGAAAAAAAAUCGGUGAUGGGUCUCUAGCUCAACGCCUUACCCUCCACCAUUUUCUUACGGCUGGACACAGCUGUGUGCCCUCCCUGUGUAAAUACAUCAAUGUGUAGUAAGCCUCUUUAUCCUCCCGCUCGUCCCUCCUACAAUACAAUACCACACCUUCGUGAAGAACAAAAUUGAAAAAAAAAAAAAAUGAGAAGGAAGAAAAAUUAAAUCAUAGGUCCACUUUUUUUUUUUUCCCCAUUAUUAUUUUUUUAAUGCCGACAAAAACUGUUCUCUAUCUCUAUGUCUUUGUAACUGGACUCUCCGAUGUCUGGCUAUAUUGCUUAUGUGUUCUGUACCGUACUCUUGGCUGUCUCUACCUUUUCACAACCUGCCCGCCGCUUCUUUCGUAUACGUCUCUUAUUUUUAUUUUUCACCGUCAUCAUCAUCGUUUGCUCUUUUCUUUUUCUCACCAUCGCAACGCGCGGACACACAAUGAUUCCACCAAUUUUUGGUUUCAUUUCUUUUUAAAAAGAGGUUAAAAAAAAAAAACAGCUUGGUGGUCUGUGUGCGCACCCCAUUUUUAUAUAAUUAUUAAAUGUGUUGUUUGUUUUUUCUUCUUCAUUUAUAAAUUUCAACUCAAAAUUUGAAAAAAAAAAAGAAAAAAGCAAAAAAAAAAAAACAAACAAACAAAAGAAGAUAGUCCCUCCAAACAAUCAUGCUUUGCAAAGUAAAAAGAGAAGUAAAAGAAAAAAAAAAGUUAAACGUCUUUUAUGUUUCACCAACAAACUUUUAUACGAACACUCAUCAUGUCAUCCCGCACAGAUAAACAAAACAGCAACACGACACUACACAACCAUACAAGAAGAAAAAAAAGAGCCAUUUCAAUAUACAUAUUUUAUGCGACGAUUUCGUCGUAUGAUAUCA